Pterocles gutturalis (yellow-throated sandgrouse) is the source of this 552-nucleotide messenger RNA. RefSeq names its product myosin, light chain 3, alkali; ventricular, skeletal, slow (gene MYL3). The record is from RefSeq and is a predicted model, not a curated record. Gene Ontology annotation, molecular function: calcium ion binding. The annotation marks the transcript as partial. The transcript has 6 exons. Lineage: Eukaryota; Metazoa; Chordata; Aves; Pterocliformes; Pteroclidae. Gene Ontology annotation, cellular component: myosin II complex.
GUUGAAUUCACCCCUGAUCAGAUUGAAGAAUUUAAGGAAGCAUUCUCACUCUUUGACCGGACUCCUAAAUCCGAGAUGAAAAUCACAUACGCACAAUGCGGGGAUGUCUUGAGAGCUUUGGGGCAGAAUCCAACCCAGGCUGAGGUCAUGAAAGUGCUUGGCAGACCCAAACCAGAAGACAUGAACUCCAAGAUGAUCGACUUUGAGACCUUCCUGCCCAUGCUCCAACACAUUGCCAAGACGAAAGACACAGGCACCUAUGAAGACUUCGUGGAGGGUCUGCGUGUGUUCGACAAGGAGGGAAAUGGAACAGUGAUGGGGGCUGAACUCCGCCACGUUUUGGCUACGCUGGGUGAGAGGUUGACUGAAGAGGAAGUUGAUAAGCUAAUGGCUGGUCAGGAGGAUGCCAAUGGUUGUAUCAACUAUGAAGCUUUCGUGAAACAUAUCAUGGCUAACUGAACACCAGGACAAGAUAGGCACUGAGAACCCCAGAUGCUGGCCUUGGAUUUUGAUGUAAUGGAAUGUCUUCUCAUUUUUCAGCCUGGAUUCCCA